AGUUCGAUCCUGGGCAGCAACAAUCGGACGUAGUUUUUCUGUUUUUUAGAUAUUUGAGCCCAGUUCGAUCCUGGGCAGCAGAUUUUUGAGCCGAUAUACGGUAUGCCAUAUCUUCUAGGCUUGUAGUGAGAUGCGCUCAGUUAAUAUGUAGACGAAUAACACACCAAAACCCCGGUUUUCUGUCACGAGUUUUCGUCCGAAAUUCUCUUCCCCGAUCUCUGCCUCGUCUUCAACAACUAAAACCCAAAAACCAUUAUUGGCUUUGCUUGCUUGUUUCUUCCUCCAAAUGAAGCUUUUAUUCCCAAGAAUAUUGCCUCUGCGUCCUUUGUUCCCUGCUCAAAAGCUUUUGGCUUAUUUCUUCUCCUCGAAUGCCGGAGUUUCUCUGUACAGAAGGAUAUCACCGGUGGGUGACCCUAACGUUUCCGUUGUGCCAAUUCUGGAUCAGUGGAUCCAAGAAGGUAGGCAUGUGGACAAAGAAGAGCUUCAGAGUAUCAUCAAGGAGCUCAAAGAUUACAAACGCUUCAAGCACGCUCUCGAGAUAUCUGCAUGGAUGAGCGAGAAAAGGUACAUUCCACUUUCAAUGGAUGAUAUUGCCGCACGGAUGAACUUAAUCUCGAGAGUUCAUGGCCUAGAACAAGUAGAGAAUUAUUUCAAUAACAUCCCAGAAAACAUGAAAGGUUUUGUGGUUUAUACUGCUCUUCUCAACUGCUGUGCCUAUGAAAAGUCUGUGGAGAAAGCCGAGCUUGUUAUGCAGAAGAUUAUAGACAGGGGGUUUGCUAGGAAACCUUUAUGUUAUAAUAUUCUGAUAAAUAUGUACUACAAAAUCGGGGAACAUGAAAAACUUGAUGCCUUAGUGCUCAAAAUGGAGGAAAAAGGCAUCAAUCCUGACAAAUACACUCUCAGCAUCCGGCUUAGUGCAUAUGCUGCCAUCUCUGAUGUGGAGGAAAUAAACAAGACCGUUGAAAGGAUGGAAUCUGAUCCACAUAUAGUUCUGGACUGGAAACCUUAUUCCAUUGCCGCAAGUGGAUAUCUAAAAGUUGGGCUACUUGACAAGGCUUUAGAAAUGGUGAAGAAAUUGGAGGGACUGAUAGAAAAUUCCAAAUGGAGCAGUAUUGCAUUCGAUGUGCUUCUCAAACUGUAUGCUAAAAUGGGGAAGAAGGAUGAGCUGUACCGCAUCUGGGAACUUUAUAAGGAGAAGGGAAAAAUAUACAACAAGGGCUACAUAAGCAUGAUAGGCUCGCUUUUAGCAUUUGAUGAUAUCGAAGGUGCAGAGAAGAUUUUUGAGGAGUGGGAAUCCAUGAAAUUAACAUGCGACUUUCGUGUUCCAAAAUUAAUGAUUGAUGCAUAUUGUAGAAAGGGUCUUCUAGCAAAGGCUGAAGCCCUCGUAAACAAGGCCAUGACUAAAGGAGGAAAGCCUUCAUUUGAUUCAUGGUAUUAUUUGUCUUGUAGAUAUCUUGAAGAUAAUGAAAUAUCAAAGGCGUUGGAGACUAUGAGGAAAGCAGUUGCAUUAUGCCCACCUGGAUGCAAGCCCAACAAGGAAAUAUUGGCAACCUGUUUGGAGUACUUGGAAGGGAAGGGAGAUGUGGAAGGAGCUGACAAGUUCAUAGAUUUACUUAGGGUUGAGGGUAUAUUCUCUGCUCUUGUUCACGACAGGUUGCUGAAAUACAUUAAGGAUUUGAAACCAAACUCCAAUGAACCCUUUCAAACGGAAGGGAAUAUUUUGACUGGGGAUAGCAGCUUCUGAUUUGCCAAAACAUCUUAGGUCCCCAAGCUCAGGAGCCUAUAAAUCUUCUGGAAACUGAUUGGCAGUGUUUUCCAUAUGUCAUGCCAGGAAAGAGUGUCGGUUUCCUUCGUCAUGUUUAUGGAUGAUGGGAUUAUUAUUUCAGGAGACGCAGUAAUGCAGAUAUGCCUUACUGAUUGAGACUGCAAUUUUUUGGAUUCCGAAUCUUCUAGUCACUGAUCUCUAAUCAACUUUGUCAUUGUUCUACAUAAUAUCUUCCCAUAAAAGCCAACAGUUAAAUUAAUUUAAUCGAGUUUUCAUGCGAUUUAAAUUUGGCUGGCCUUUUAUGCAUGGUAUCAGACUAUUGACUGGUAGUAUCUACACCAUGCAGUUCUGAAAUUGAUGAAUAAUAUUCUGCAAUUAUGUUCUCUAUCAUAGCAUAUUUAUCUGGGACUGCAGGAGAGACAAAAAGAGGCAAACCUGUCCUUUUUGUGCAUCCAAAACCUGGCUACUAAAUGAAUUAGGAAAAUGUAGUGGCAAAUUAAGCUGGACUGGUUUUGUGCCAUGCAGAGGGG
Molecule: messenger RNA, 2295 nt
Organism: Juglans regia (Persian walnut)
Lineage: Eukaryota; Viridiplantae; Streptophyta; Magnoliopsida; Fagales; Juglandaceae
Product: pentatricopeptide repeat-containing protein At2g20710, mitochondrial-like
Exons: 2
Coding region: 287-1744 (485 amino acids)
Cellular component (GO): mitochondrion
Molecular function (GO): protein binding
Source: RefSeq, a predicted model, not a curated record